Molecule: messenger RNA, 6647 nt
Organism: Coregonus clupeaformis (lake whitefish)
Lineage: Eukaryota; Metazoa; Chordata; Actinopteri; Salmoniformes; Salmonidae
Gene: itgb4
Product: integrin, beta 4
Exons: 39
Coding region: 441-6401 (1986 amino acids)
Biological process (GO): cell adhesion mediated by integrin; cell migration; cell-matrix adhesion
Cellular component (GO): focal adhesion; cell surface; membrane
Molecular function (GO): integrin binding
Source: RefSeq, a predicted model, not a curated record
GAGGAGGGAUCAAAUCUCAGCACACAUAUUUUUACACUCACAUGCUCACACAAACACACUCGGUGGCUCUCACUCUCCCUUGUCUCUCGCUCAUUUCAAGACUGUGACGUUCACGCGUACACACAGGCGCCUCGCCUCCAGGUUCAAGAGGAUAGAAGUCAAUAUUUGACGGAGCCGAGCAGAGAAGGAAGGAAGGAAGAAAGAGAGGGGGAAAGUAGAAGUGUGUUUCUCCCCUGUGCACUGGCAUUAGAGAUUCCUGGAAACGUGGAACUUGGACUUGAAGGCUCGUAGAGGAGGUUUUUUACCCCCAGACACAGGUGGAUACUAACCUUACAGAAGAGUGUGGAGUAAAAGAAAAGGGGAAAGGAUUAAGCAUUUCCUUAUUUUUUUGGUCAGACUUUUGGACUUGGAUUGGGCAAGGCAGCCAUAAGAGGAGAGAGAUGGGGAGAUGGAUGUUAAAUCUCUUGGUGGGAGUUGUACUUCUUGCUGUCCUCACGGCCAGUUGCUACGCUGAAGAAGUGAAUCACUGUCUGGCUGCGAGGGCUAACACCUGUUCAGCAUGUAUUCAGUCAGGGAAGGGCUGUGCCUACUGUCCAGACGAGAUCUUUGAUGGACCCCGCUGUGACCUUAAGGACAACAUCAUAAACCACGGCUGUAAAAGCGCGGUGACAGCCGAAAGCAGUAUGUCGAUAGAGAGAAGCGAGCAGAUCAACAUGUUGUUGAAGCAGUCCCAGGUAGCUCCUCAGGAGAUGUCUAUGACUCUGCUGCCAGGGGAGGAGAGGGAGAUAGAGAUGGAGGUGUUUGAACCAGCUAAAGGACCUCUGGACCUCUAUAUUCUUAUGGACUUCUCCAACUCCAUGGAAGACGAUCUGGACAACCUCAAGAGGAUGGGUGCUGAGCUGGCUGAGUUGGUAGGUAAGCUGUCUGAUGACUACACCAUCGGCUUCGGCAAGUUUGUGGACAAGGUGGUGGAACCUCAGACAGACAUGAGACCAUCCAAACUUGCCCAGCCUUGGCCCAACAGCGACCCUCCCUUCUCGUUCCGUCAUGUGAUCACUCUGACCUCUGACCUGCCGACCUUCACCGAGAAGCUGCAGAAGGAGAGGAUCUCAGGGAACCUGGACGCUCCAGAGGGGGGCUUCGACGCCAUACUGCAGGCUGCAGUCUGCGGGGAUAAGAUCGGCUGGCGUGGCCAUGCCACCCACCUCCUGGUCUUCUCCACCGAGUCUGCCUUCCACUACGAGGCAGACGGUGCCAACGUGCUGGCAGGCAUCAUGCCACGCAACGACGAGCAGUGCCACCUGGAUCCCGAGGGGAAAUACACAGAGGACACCAAGCAGGACUACCCCUCUGUGCCCACUCUGGUCCGCCUGCUGGGCAAACACAACAUUAUCCCCAUCUUCGCCAUCACAAACCACUCCUUUACCUAUUAUCAGAAGCUUCAUGAGUAUUUCCCCAUUGCUGAGUUGGGUCUGCUACAGGAAGACUCUGCUAACAUCCUCAGUAUCCUGGAGAAAGCCUUUGAGAAUAUCCGUUCUAAGAUCAGUAUCCGUGCUGAGGACAGGCCUAAAGCUAUAGAAGCUCAAGUCCUAUCAUACAGUGGCAAUGUUGCACAGGCUGGAACCUUCAAAGUCAAGCCUGGACAAAUAGGGAAGUUUAAGGUGCGUGUCAAAGCCAGUGAGAUGGUUGGGGAGGAACAUGUGUGUAAUCUGGAGCAGGGUGACAAAAAGGGGAAGAUGAGAGUCAAACCAACAACCUUCAGCACAGCUCUAAACAUCAACGCUGAAGUGCUCUGUAAAACCUGCGACUGUGAGAAGACUCCCACUGAAAAUGCAGUGCGGUGUACAGGCCACGGCGCCCUGGUCUGUGGGAAGUGCCAGUGCUACGUUGGCUGGCUGGGUCCGUUCUGUAACUGCUCAGCCAGUGCGUCGCCGGACGCAGGUGGGUCCUGUCUGGGUCCUGAUGUGGGGGAGCCGUGUUCUGGCCGAGGAGAUUGCCUGUGUGGAACGUGUGUGUGUUACAACACCGACCAGUACGAGGGACCCCUCUGUCAGUUUGACAAGUCCCAGUGUCAACGAUACGGAGGCUUCCUCUGCAACGACCGUGGUCGCUGCUUCAUGGGCCAGUGUGCGUGUGCAGAGGGCUGGGAGGGACCGGCCUGUGAGUGUCCCAUAAGCAACCAGACCUGUCUGGACACUAAAGGGGGUGUCUGUAACGGGCGUGGUGUGUGUAAGUGCGGUCGUUGUGAGUGCCAGGACUCGGGCCUGCCCAUGACCCCCACCUGUGAGGCUAACUUCCAGGCUCAGCUGGGGAUGUGUGAGGACAAGAGGAGCUGUGUCCAGUGUCAGGCCUGGAAGACAGGAGAGAAAAAGGACAGCGACCAGUGUAACCAGUGCAAGUUCAAAGUCGUCAUGGUGGACGAGCUCAAGGAAAAUAAAGAGGUGAUUGAGGCGUGUAGUUUCCGUGACGAGGAUGAUGACUGUACGUACCACUACACCGUGGACUACCCUGAGGACCAGACUGACAAGGAACUGGAGGUCCAGGUGCUCAAGAAGAAAGACUGUCCCCCUGCUGGCUUCCUGUGGCUGAUCCCUCUCAUCAUGUUCCUCAUGUUACUGCUGGGUCUACUGCUGCUCUGCUGCUGGAAGUACUGCGCCUGCUGCAAGGCAUGUCUUGCUCUACUGCCAUGCUGUGGAAGAGGCCGUAUGGUUGGCUUUAAGGAGGACCAGUACAUGCUCCGCCAAUCCCUGCUUACCUCUGACCACCUGGACACGCCCCUAGUGAGGACAGGCCCGCCCAAGAGCACCGACGUGGUUCGCUGGAAGAUCACCGACAAUGUCCACCGAUCACCCAAUCACCCGCUGGCGCAGGUCCAGCCCAACCCCAAAGAGACCAUCCAGUUCCCUCUGUCUCUGCGUCUGAACAGGUUGUUCACAGACAGUCUGUCUCACCCUGACGCCAGAGACACGGAGAUGUUGCGCAGGGAGGUGGAUGACAACCUGAAUGAAGUGUACAAGCAUAUUCCUGGAGCCCAGAAAGUUCAGAAGACCAAAUUUAGAUUGCAGAGAAAUGCUGGUAAAAGAAAAGACCACACAAUUGUAGACACAGUCGUGUCCGCUCCUCGCUCCAGCUACCCUGAUAUCGUCAAAUUGACUGAGAAAAACGUCCAGUCUGGAAACUUCCAAGAUCUCAAAGUGGUGCCGGGCUACUAUACAGUGGCCACAGACAAAGAGGCGGCUGGUGCCGUGGAGUUCCAGGAGGGGGUGGAGACGGUGGAUGUGCGCGUGCCGCUCUUCAUCAAGGAAGAAGAUGAUGAUAAGAAGCAGCUGCAGGUGGAGGCGGUAGACGUUCCUCUGGGCAUCGCUGAAAUAGGGAAACGCUUCGUCAACAUAACCGUCAUCAAAGAACACGCCAAGAGUAUUAUGUCGUUCCUCCAGCCUUCGUACACUUACAGCCGACAGGACGGAGUGGCUAACAUCCCCAUUAGCAGAGAGAUCAUAGAGGACGGACACACACAAGUCACCUACCGCACCCGAGAUCUCACCGCCAAGGACAAGAAGGACUAUGUGACAGUGGAUGGGGACCUGUCCUACGGGCCAGGGGAGACCCAGAAGACUGUCCCUGUGCGUCUGUUGGAGCUGGGAGAGGGAGACGGUCUGCUGAAGGACACACAGGUCAAACAAUUUGUCAUGGACCUCACUAACCCAAGACAGGGAGCAAAGCUGGGACGCUACCCCAGAACCACCGUCACCAUCACUGACCAACCAGAGCCCAGUGUGAUGAUGUUUAUGAAGAGCACCCAGAACUUCUCCACAGCUGACCCAACCUACUCCAUUCCUGUGGUCCGCACCCGCAACCAGGAGGGGCCUGCCACCGUCCACUGGAAGACCCGCAAUGCCAAGCGCUUCGAGCUGUCCGGUCCCCUCAAGUUUGGUCCUGGGGAGACGGAGAAGAACAUCGUGAUCGACCCACUCUCUCACCCUGGCCCGGUCAAACCAGAAGUCUUCCAGCUGGAGUUGUUUGACCCCAGUACGAACGCUGCGGUCGGGGAGAGGAAGACAACGAUGGUCACGGUUACUGAUGGAGGACUCCCAGAGAAUGCCCAGAGGCAGCAGCAGGGAAUGGACUUCAUCAACCAGACAGCCAUGUCUCCUGGUGGUCGUCUCUUCUCUCCCACCAAUGUGAAGGCUAAAGCCACUGGCCCACGAAACAUCCGUCUCAACUGGGACCCCUUAGGAAGCCCCCUGGGCUACAAGGUGAAGUAUUGGAUCUAUGGGGACCCUGAGGCUGAUGCCCAGGUGAUGGAUGUGAAGACCCCCCACGCUGAGCUGACCAACCUGUACCCCUUCUGUGACUACGAGAUGAAGGUGUGUGGCUACAAUGCCCUAGGAGACGGAAACUACAGCGACAUGGUGCCCUGUCAGACCCUGGAGGAUGUCCCCAGUGAGCCCGGUCGUCUGGCGUUCAAUGUCAUCAGUCCAACUGUCACUCAGGUCAGCUGGGCGGAGCCUGCCGAGACCAACGGCGUCAUCACCAACUACGAGGUCCUCUAUACACCCAUCAAUGACGACACAAAGCCGAUGGGUGUAGCUAAGAAGGUUAAGAUAGACAACCCUAAGAAGAGGAUGUUGCUAAUUGAGAACCUGCAGUCAGCCCAGACCUACUGCUAUAAGGUCCGGGCUAAAAACAGCGUUGGCUGGGGUCCAUUCAGAGAGGCAACCAUCAAUCUGGCCUCACAGCCCGUCAGACCCAUGUCCAUUCCCAUCAUCCCAGACAUCCCAAUAGUGGACGCGGAGGCCGGGGAUGAGUACGACGGCUACCUGAUGUACAGCAGUGAGGUCUUGAGGUCACCAACAGGCUCCAAGAGACCCAGCGUCUCAGACGAAGACCAAAUGAACGGGAGGUGGGAACAAAACUUCCUGUUCCCCGGGGGAAAUAAUUCCAUGUCGCGCAGUGCCAACAUGUCUUCUUCCAGCUACAGCCAGAUGUCUCCCAUGUCCACCCUCAGCUCCAACCACAGAGGAGGGGCCGGGGGUUCCAUGACCACGGAGUCCACCACAACAUACCUCUCUGGACAAGGAGGAAACUCGCUCUCCCGCACACAGAUUAUUGGGGGCGGGAUGCGCACAGAGAAUGUUGUCCUGAGAAAGCGGUCAGAGAACAAAGGUUACUAUGAGUAUGACGACAACAUCCGAGAUUCCAUCGUCAUAGGAGACCUGUCCAGUGGAUUGUCUGGAUACACAGACGGCAAAAGUACAUAUGGCUUCAGCCCCACUCAGACUCCGAGUCAGUACAGCUACAGUAUGUCUAAGGUCUUGCGGGGCAGGACCCAGUCUGAGGAUGUCAACGAUGCUCUACUGAAUCUGGACAGGGUGCUCCAGGACUCUCGUUUGGCCCCUGGGGUCCCUGACACCCCCACCAGGCUGGUGUUCUCUGCCCUGGGCCCCACUGCCCUGAAGGUCAGCUGGCAGGAGCCCCACUGUGAGAGGGAUGUGCUGGGGUACUGUGUCCUCUACCAGCUGCUCAAUGGAGGUGAUGUGAAACGUAUAGACGUGUCCAGCCCAGCAGAGAACUCUGUGGUGGUGCAGGACCUGCUGCCUAACCACUCCUACCUGUUCAAGGUGAAGGCUCAGAGUCUGGAGGGCUGGGGACCAGAGAGGGAGGGAGUCAUCACCAUAGAGUCAGCCGUCAACCCCAACAGCCCACUCAGUCCAAUGCCAGGUUCUCCCUUCACUCUCAGUACCCCCAGUGCUCCAGGCCCCCUGGUGUUCACAGCUCUGUCCCCCGAGGCACUGCAGCUGAGCUGGGACAAACCCCGCAAACCCAACGGAGACAUCCUGGGUUACGUGGUCACCUGUGAACAGCUGCACGGAGGAGGUGACAUGCGUUCCUUCCAGGUGAGCGGUAACAGCGCUGAGACCAGUCUGACGGUUCCGGACCUGAGUGAGAACAUGCCAUACAAGUUCAAAGUUCAGGCCAGGACAACCCAGGGCUUCGGCCCUGAGAGGGAGGGCAUCAUCACCAUCGAGUCUCAGGAUGGGGGUAGCACGUCUCAAAUAGGUGGAAUAGGCGGUAUGUCUCAACUAGGAGGCCUAGGUGGUAUUUCCCAAAUAGAAGGCCUAGGAGGUAUGUCUCAGUACAGUAGUCAGUCCUUGACAAAGAGAGAUGUGUUCCAACUGCCGACAGAGGUCAGCACCCGCACCAACGUCACACACACCAUGAUCAACGACCCCUACUUCUCAGGAGACGGUAUGAUGAUGACAGGUAUGACGACCCAGCACACAGAGACCAGCGGCAUGGUGACACGUCACGUGACAAAGGAGGUGGUCCAGAGGAGCAUGCAGGUGGCCGGCUCCAGCAGCGUCACCAAGAAGGUCGAGAGGUCGUUCUAUGAGGCCUGAGGUCAAAGGUCAACAACAAGAUGGCGGUGUCCAUGAGGCCCAACACAUCCUCCUCUCCUCUCUGUCUGUUACAGUGGAUCCUGACCUGUCCUGCCCUCUGUCUGACAUGGGAUUAAUUUCAUUCUUGUCAGUCUUUUGUUUAUGGUUUUGUCGCUUCUUUCUAUUUUGUUGAAAACAUUUUACAUUCAAAGAACCCUACCACCCCCACAAAGAGGUCUUGUUGGAAGUUUGACAAUUUUUACACAC